GCCGGUACUUCGAUUUCCUGGAUGACGAAAAGGAGGGCUUCUUGACCCAGGAGCAUUUGUUGACUGUCGUCAGGACGCUGAAAAAGGUUACCAAGGAGACCACGAUCACGGACACCGCCGAAGUCUCUGAGGAGACUCAGACUUUAAGUAAGCUCGAGGUUGGCGACCUCCUAGAGCUGCUCUCCGAGCCAUCUGAGCAUGGCGACCUUCUCCGGGCAAGGUGCCGUGCUAUGAAAGACGGAACCAGGGGCUGGGUUUCGGUCAAAUCCAACAAUGCCAUGGGACCGGUCUUCCUCCAAGAUGGCGGCCGCAUCUGGAGGGUGCAGAAGGAGACUCUGCUGACGAAGGGCUUCGACAUCGGCACAACUGCCGACGAGGACCGAAAACUGAGGCCCAACGAACUCGUCGGCCUCCGCGAGUGGAUGCAAAAGGAUGAGAAGUCCGGCCUGAUGCGGAUGAAGUGCAAGACCAAAAACGAUGGCAAAGUGGGAUGGGUCACUGCCGUUGGGAACACCGGGACGGUGUUCUUGAUGCCGCAUUAA
This is a messenger RNA of Symbiodinium necroappetens, 542 nucleotides long. NCBI's taxonomy places the organism in Eukaryota, Dinophyceae, Suessiales, Symbiodiniaceae. The record is from the annotation of a GenBank genome assembly.